AUGCGCGCUGACGUCUACCGUUUCCUCUUCCCUAUACCUGAUUGAGCUGCAGUCCAGUUGUACCAUAUUUUUUCGACGGGCUGUUUUUGAUCCAAAAAGGAAUUUCGAGUGUCUUUUAUGAGUAAUCAAAGGCAACAGAAGCCUACGCUAACAGGCCAGCGUUUCAAACCUCGAAAAAGAGAUGAAAAAGAGAGGUUUGACCCAUCCCAGUUUCAGGAAAGCAUUGUGCAAGGUCUAGAUCAAAGCGGCUCUGAUCUGGAAGCUGUCGCAAAGUUUCUCGAUGCCUCUGGUGCCAAGCUCGACUACAGACGAUAUGCCGAGACUCUGUUCGACAUCCUGGUGGCUGGAGGAAUGCUGGCCCCAGGUGGUACUCUGUCUGAAGACAUGACCUGCACAGAUUUCUGUGUCUUCAAAGCACAAGAGGACAUGGAGACCAUGCAAGCAUAUGCACAGGUGUUCAACAAGCUCAUCAGACGUUACAAAUACUUGGAAAAGGGAUUUGAGGAGGAAAUCAAAAAGCUGCUGCUGUUUCUCAAGGGCUUCACAGAGGCUGAACGCAACAAACUGGCCAUGCUCACGGGAAUUCUGCUGGCCAACGGCAAUGUCUCUGCAUCCAUUCUCAGCAGCCUCUUUAACGAAAACCUAGUCAAAGAAGGUGUUUCAGCCUGCUUUGCCGUGAAACUCUUUAAAUCCUGGCUUUCCGAGAAGGACAUAAACUCAGUUGCUGGCAGUCUUCGGAAAGUUGGCAUGGACAGCAGACUUCUGGAACUGUUUCCUGCAAACAAACGCAGUAGUGAGCACUUCACCAAGUACUUUAACGACGCAGGGCUAAAGGAGCUUUCAGACUUUGCCAAAAACCAGCAGUCUAUAGGCACACGCAAGGAGCUACAGAAAGAAAUUGAAGAUCAGAUGUCACGAGGAGACCCCCUCAAGGAUAUUAUUGCAUACACCCGAGAGGAAAUUAAGAAGAGCAACAUCUCAGAGCAGACAAUGGUUGGACUGAUUUGGUCCAGCGUGAUGAGCUCCGUAGAGUGGAACAAGAAGGARGAGCUGGUCGCAGAACAAGCCAUUAAACACUUAAAGCAAUACAGCCCACUGUUGAAGGCUUUUACCUCCCAGGGAUAUUCUGAACUCACACUUCUGCUAAAGAUCCAGGAAUACUGCUAUGACAACAUYCACUUYAUGAAGGCCUUCCAGAAAAUUGUUGUUCUGCUCUACAAAGCGGACGUUUUAAGYGAGGAAGCCAUUCUGAAGUGGUACAACGACGCCCAUUUGCCCAAAGGAAAAAGUGUUUUUCUGGAUCAGAUGAAAACUUUUGUCGAAUGGCUUAAAAACGCAGAGGAAGAGUCCGAAUCAGAGGAAGAAGAAACAGACUGAGGAUUCCAAUCGACAAAUUCAAUCCAUUAUUUCAAUUUAACUAUACAUGAGAUCCUGUCAAAGGAUUCUUCUUUUUUUUUUUUUUAAACAGAAGUCCCUCUAUGUACUUUUAAUUCUCUACCUCUGCAUAUCAACUGUCAUAGAAGGGCUUUGAUAUUCUUCGGACUURCUUCCUCUAUAAAUCAAUACUUGUACUUCUCUUUAUAUUUCUUAAGGACACAGUCUCAGUGCCAGAUGGAGCUGAAUGGGUAUAAACUAUUCUUUUCAAAAAAGUUUUAUCUUUUUUUUUUUUUCUUUUUGAGAAAGGCCGUUUCCUUCUAAAUUAUCCGGUUUAARAGAUUUCAAAGUUUCUGUCUUUAGUCAGUUUGCCAGAGGUCCUUAUGUGUAGCCGUGAUAUGCUGGUCRGGCAAAAGACRAACUGUUUUCUGACCUCAUUUUAGAUCUCUGCCAAUGAUGUGACAACAUUUGAAUUUACUGCCGGUUUUUAGAUUCAGCCUUCAUUAUUGGUAAUGGAGCUAUGCCAUUUUACACAAUCAUGUUAAUGGUGGUAAAUGUUGCCCCUCAAAGUUAUUUUUGUUUUUCCAGAAAAUCUUAUGUCAUUUUUGUAGGGUCUUACUCUUAUAAAACAAAUUUUAAAAUAAAGAAGCUAUCGUCCUGAAUGUAGCGUUUGUUUCUGCAUGUUAAAAGGCAAAAGCAGACGCCUUAAAUUGUUGAAAUUUUAUUAAGAUACAUACAACAACAUUUUCAAUGUAUUUACCUUAAAAUUCMCAACAAUAAUAGCUCAAAGUCUUCAUACCGGUUUAGGGGGGAAAAUGAACCUUUUAAGAUUUUUGCAGCCUUGAAAAUGGUUUMUUCCAUUAAAUUCAAUUUUUUUCCAAUUACCUCUGACAUGCCUUCCCUGUUCCUGCUGAAGAAAAGCAUCCCCACAGCAUCAUACUGCCACCACAAUUUACAAGUCACAAGGGAUGGUGUUAAAUUUCUGCCACAAAGCAUUUUGGGGAAAACUACUUUCAAUUUCUUUUUUGUAUAGGUUUAUCACAUAGUUUGACAUUACUACUCUACAUUACAAUUUUGGGUGUAACUUGGCAGCGUGUGAAAAGGUUCCUGUGGUAUGAAUAGGUUUUCAAGGGAGUGUACAAUGCAACCCAACUCAUGGAAACGAUCAUAAGCAGACGCUCGUUUGAGAGAGUUGCAUGUGCAGAAAGACAAAUAGUACUUCCUUACUGCCCGUGUUACUGAAUGUUUCCCUAAAACUUGUUUCUACUAGUGGAUUUCUUCUUGAAUAUCAUAAUCAUCCMAUCAGGAGAAGCAGCUUGACAUUCAUAACCUUAAGUGCAAACAGCAAUCUCAGUUUCUUCACUGUUACCCCACUUUAAAUCAUCAUUACGACGCAGUCAAGGGUGUAGAAAUGAGAGCGAAAUUAUUUAAAAUGUUAUCGACAGGUCAAUAAAGAUACACUCAGAAAGUCUGAAAGUAUAUUCACCUGUCCAGUUUGGUGUAUAUGCACAUAUAAAUGCAUAAUAAAAGGAUUAYACAACCCA
Poecilia reticulata (guppy) is the source of this 2918-nucleotide messenger RNA. Its product is annotated as eIF5-mimic protein 2-A-like. NCBI's taxonomy places the organism in Eukaryota, Metazoa, Chordata, Actinopteri, Cyprinodontiformes, Poeciliidae. Gene Ontology annotation, molecular function: protein binding. Gene Ontology annotation, cellular component: cytoplasm; membrane. The record is from RefSeq and is a predicted model, not a curated record.